AGGCACUCUGGGAAUUAGUUUGAGUGUCUGUAGUGGACAAAAUUAUACAAAGGAAGGAUUUGCAAAUGACCUGAAAUUUUAUAGACAUUCUUGUUAAACUGAACUAGCAAUCAUGAGUGGAUGCUUUGAUAAUAUUUACUUCCCUGAUAUGGAGGCUGUUGUCGAGAGAAGGAACUUAAUUUCGUCAAUUUCAGCCGGAACUCUGUUUUUCUUUGGCUGGUGGAUAAUGAUUGAUAAUGCAGCGAACGAAGAUUUUGAGCCUGCAUAUCAUACCCCAGGCGUUAUAGCCUCAGUGGGUGUUUUUAUGAUUAAUGCAGUGUCAAAUGCCCAGGUUAGAGGAGAGACAUAUGGCACAAGUUGCAUUGGACAAACAGGUGCUCGAGUAUGGCUUAUAAUGGGUUUCUUACUGUUAUUUGGGAGUUUGAUCGCAGCUUCCUGGAUUCUUUUUGGUGCUUAUGUUGUUCCAGCAAAGCCUCAUCCAUGGCCUGGAGUGGCAAUCUUCCUUCAAAAUGCUUUCAUAUUCUUCAGUGCAAUUGUGUUCAAGUUUGGCCGUACGGAGGAACAUUGGUAGAAUUAUGCAUAGUCAUGUAGUGCACAUUUUUCAAUGUUACCUGAGGCUGUAGAG
This is a messenger RNA of Stylophora pistillata, 625 nucleotides long. RefSeq names its product transmembrane protein 50B. Lineage: Eukaryota; Metazoa; Cnidaria; Anthozoa; Scleractinia; Pocilloporidae. The record is from RefSeq and is a predicted model, not a curated record.